Molecule: messenger RNA, 3854 nt
Organism: Limulus polyphemus (Atlantic horseshoe crab)
Lineage: Eukaryota; Metazoa; Arthropoda; Merostomata; Xiphosura; Limulidae
Product: cohesin subunit SA-1-like
Exons: 24
Coding region: 194-3481 (1095 amino acids)
Biological process (GO): sister chromatid cohesion
Cellular component (GO): nucleus; chromatin; cohesin complex
Molecular function (GO): chromatin binding
Source: RefSeq, a predicted model, not a curated record
GUUAGAUUUGACGUUAGAACUACAGAGAAAAUCAUUAACUGAGACGAAUUUAAAGUUAUUGGUAUAUACUUUAUAUUGUAAAUAAAUCACAGUCUUAAUAUGUAAUUUUCUAAAGGGUUGGUAUUGGUAAACAAUUUUGAAGCAUAGAUAAUAAGUGGUUUGCUGACACAACUCGUGAAACAUCAGGGUGGUAAUGGCCCGCAAGCGAACCAGACAAGUUGAGGAAGAAAGAGUAGAACCAGCAGUUGAUGCUGAGGAUUUUUUCCCAGAUAUUCUUGAUGAAGUGGAUGAUGCCAAUGACUUCCAGGUGGAAGACCCACCUCCACGCACUCGAGGAAAGAGGCGUAAAGUAGAAGGUCGUGGCAGAGGUCGUUCAAGAGAUGUUGGAAAACGUCGUGGGGGUCCAGUAGAUAUGCCAAGUGAAAACAUUAACAGCCUUUUUGAAAUAGUGAAGCAAGGAAGAAGUUCAUUACAGUGUGUAGUAGAUGACUGGAUAGAGUCUUAUAAACAAGAUCGUGAUACUGCCCUUCUUGACUUGAUGCAGUUUCUGGUGGAAUGUGCUGGUUGUCGAGGUCGUAUCACACCACAGAUGCAAGCAGGCUUGGAGCAUGCUCAGAUCAUAAGAAAAAUGACAGAAGAGUUUGAUGAGGAAAGUGGAGAUUAUCCCCUUAUUAUGACAGGCCCACCUUGGAAAAAAUUUCGGUCCAAUUUCUGUGAAUUUGUUCAAGUUCUUGUGAAGCAGUGUCAGUACAGCAUAAUUUAUGAUCAGUAUCUUAUGGAUAAUGUUAUUUCUCUCUUAACUGGUCUCUCUGAUUCUCAAGUUCGAGCAUUUCGUCAUACAGCAACUUUGGCAGCCAUGAAGUUAAUGACAGCUUUGGUGGAUGUGGCUUUAAACCUGAGUAUUAACUUGGAUAAUACUCAAAGGCAGUACGAAGCAGAGCGUCAAAAGAACCGAGAUAAACGUGCUACAGAACGGUUAGAAAUGUUGAUGACUAAAAGGCAAGAGUUAGAAGAGAAUAUGGAGGAAAUAAAGAACAUGUUGACUUACAUGUUCAAGAGUGUAUUUGUUCAUCGGUACAGGGAUACCUUACCUGAGAUUCGUUCAAUCUGUAUGUACGAGAUCGGUCAGUGGAUGAAGAAGUUUCACUCCCAUUUCUUAGAUGAUAGCUACCUGAAAUAUAUAGGUUGGACUCUUCAUGAUAAGGUUGGAGAUGUGAGACUUAAAUGUCUACAGGCACUUCUUCCUUUGUAUGGUGCAGAAGAACUGACAACUAAGCUAGAAUUGUUCACUAACAAGUUUAAGGAUCGGAUUGUUGCUAUGACACUGGACAAAGAAUAUGAUGUUGCUGUGCAUGCAGUAAAGUUGGUCAUCAGUAUUCACAAGUAUCAUCGUGAAAUCCUGACUGAUAAAGAUUGUGAGCACGUUUAUGAACUGGUCUAUUCUUCUCAUCGAGCUGUUGCUCAAGCUGCUGGAGAAUUUUUGAAUGAAAGGUUGUUUCAGCCAGAUGAAGAAGCUGUUCUUGGCUUACUUACAAAGAGAGGUAAAAAGAGAUCUAUUAACACCCCUCUGAUCCGAGAUUUGGUGCAGUUCUUUAUUGAAAGUGAGCUUCACGAACAUGGAGCUUACCUUGUGGAUAGUUUGAUAGAAAGUAAUCCUAUGAUGAAAGAUUGGGAGUGCAUGACAGACUUGCUGUUGGAAGACCCAGGUCCUCAAGAAGAGCCACUAGAUGAUCGUCAAGAGACCUCACUUAUAGAGAUUAUGGUGUGUUGUGUAAAGCAGGCAGCCACUGGAGAACCUCCUGUUGGAAGAGGGCCUAACCGAAAGCAACUAUCAGCAAAAGAGUUAAAACAAAUUGCAGAUGACCGAGUGCGGCUGACAGAACAUUUCAUUGUAACAUUACCUCACCUACUGGCCAAGUACAUGGCAGAUAAUGAGAAGACUGCCAACCUCAUGGUCAUUCCUCAAUACUUUGAUCUGGAGAUUUAUACCACUAGUAGACAGGAAAAGAGUUUGGACAGUCUCUUGAAACUUAUUCAUGAAGUUGUAGAGAGACAUAAUGAUACAGAAGUCUUGAAGUCUUGUGCCAAAACUUACGAAGCUCUUUGUAAUGAGGAUCUAGCUAUUCAUUCCCGAUGUGCCGUUUCAAGAGGGACACUCGUUGAUUCCUUAAUUCAUAGAUAUAGACAAGCUUUAAAUGAAUAUGUUGAAGCUGGUGAGGAAGUGGAUGAAGAUGAAAUUUUUACAAUUACUUCUGCCCUUAAAAAAGUUUCUAUUUUCUACAGUUGUCACAACUUAGGACCAUGGGGAAUCUGGGAAGGGGUUUAUGACUUCUGGGUGAAGGGUGCCCUUCAGGAGGAUAAAGAUCUUCCAGAACAAGGUGUUCGGCAUGCCAUAUCAUGUUGUUCUAUGGGGGUGAUGUGGGAGUUAGCUGCUUUAGAUGACACUAGUCCCAAAAUGGCUCAGGUGCACAGUUUACAGAGUAAAUUACAAGAGUUUAUGGAGAUGAUGCGAGAACUGUUGAAUCAUCAUGAUGAUGCCUACCAGGAAGAGGCUUUCAUCACUAUCUGUGAUCUGCUGAUUAUUUUUUCUAAGCAAUUGGCUGAAACCUCAGAACAUGCUAUGGGUUCAUUAGUCUAUAAACCAGAUAAGACUCUCCAGCUUCAGCUUGGAGCCUUUGUACAAGACAAAGUUUUUAUAGAAGAUGAUGAUGAUGAGAAGGAUGAACACAGUAAAAUUGAAGAACUACACAAGAGGAGAAAUUUCUUGGCCUCAUUUUGCAAGCUAAUUGUUUAUAAUGUCAUCAGUAUCAAACAAGCAGCUGAUAUUUUCAAACAUUAUGUCAGAUUUUAUAAUGAUUAUGGAGACAUCAUUAAAGCUACGCUUGGGAAAGCAAGGGAGAUAAAUAAGGUAAACUGUGCCCGAACUAUGGCUUUGUCUCUCACCACCUUAUUCAGAGAGCUGCAAACUGAGCAGAAUACAGGAUUAAUAAACCGAAACGAUGACAACUUCUGUGCCAUUAGGGAAUUAGCCAAGAGAUUUUCUCUCUCUUUUGGCCUUGAUCAAUUAAAAAAUCGAGAGGCUGUGGCUGCUUUACAUCGAGAGGGAAUCUUGUUUGCUGUUAGUAACAGCGAAAACCCAGCUGACCCGCUUGGCCCUCCCCCAAACCUACCAUUUUUGGAAGUUCUUUGUGAAUUUACUAAUAAGUUGAUGAGACUUGACAAAAAAGUAGUACUUGCUUACUUGGACCGUCACAUUCAGACUAACAUGCCUGGAUCACGAGCAGAUCAUUGGCAACCUCUUCUGUCUUAUCGAAACAGUCUUGUGCAUGGUGAACAGGAACCACCAAUGGCUAGAGCUCCUGGCCGACAGUAUCGUGGUAAAAAGCGAAACAGAGAUGAUGAUAAACCAGCAGAAGAAGAGAAUAAUCCAGACCAAGACUCUGAGAGAGGAUCUGAGUCAGACUUCAGACAGAUCCAUUGAUAGAGUUUGAAUUAGUGGAUUAAGUGAAGUAUUUCUUCUGAAACAUCAAAAUCAAAUUUUUUUCUUACAUUGCCCAUCUAUAUAACUUUAUCUUCUGAAUUGGAAGUUGUUGUUCUUUUAAUAGAUUACUACUGAAGUAUGGUAAGAGUAAAAUGUCCUAAAGAUUCUGGUACACUUGACUUUUUUUUUCAUACAUAUAUAGAGUCCUUCAAUCUUGGUAGUAAUAUAAUUUGUCAUCAAUCACAUUUUAUCUAAAUUAUUGUUCUAGUCAACAGCUAAAGUGCUUAUCAUUGUUACUGGAUGCUUAUGCAUAUUUAUCACUAAAUUAUCUCUUGAUUGUAAAUAAUUCAAUAUGUUUAUAUAAAAUGCUUUA